CCCCGCGUCUGCCGUCACUCCGCCCGCCGCCGCCGCCCGUUCAGCCCGACAUGGCGAAGACGUACGAUUACCUCUUCAAGCUGCUGCUGAUCGGCGACAGCGGCGUCGGCAAAACCUGCCUCCUCUUCCGCUUCUCGGAGGACGCCUUCAACACCACCUUCAUCUCCACUAUAGGAAUUGAUUUCAAAAUACGAACGGUAGAGCUCGAUGGCAAGAAAAUCAAGCUCCAGAUAUGGGACACGGCCGGCCAAGAAAGAUUCCGUACCAUCACAACCGCAUACUACAGAGGAGCUAUGGGAAUAAUGCUGGUAUAUGACAUAACAAAUGAGAAGUCCUUUGAUAACAUAAAGAACUGGAUAAGGAAUAUAGAAGAGCAUGCAUCAUCGGAUGUGGAAAGGAUGAUCCUGGGAAACAAGUGUGACAUGAAUGAGAAAAGACAAGUGUCAAAAGAGCGAGGGGAGAAGUUAGCGAUAGAUUACGGGAUUAAGUUCCUGGAAACCAGUGCAAAAUCCAGCAUAAACGUUGAAGAGGCAUUUAUCACACUUGCACGAGAUAUCAUGACAAAGCUAAACAGGAAAAUGAAUGAAAACAGCCCUCCAGGAGGUGGUCAAGUGAAAAUCACCGCCAAGAACCAGUCAAAGAAAAGCAGCUUCUUCCGCUGUACGCUGCUUUGAUGGACUUACAAUGACAGACUGCAGCAUCCUUAGGGCAACCUUCUUUGCUUUCCCGAAAGCACAUUGUUGAUCAGCCUCUGAAAAUAAUUCCACCUGCUGCUGCUGCUGCCGAGAGCUCGCUGUUUGCAGAUAGCCUGUUGGUCUUCCCCGAGUGAGGUGGGCAGAUACACAAGUGCCAUCCCUAGCCCACCCCCUCACUUCGCUCUUCCCAUCUUCCCCCUCCCCCCACCCCCAAACCCACCCAAGCCCAGUUGGCUCAUGUUGACAAUUGUGACAGAAAAUGGAGGAAUUGGAGAUGCAGGACUAUGCGGUGUGGACUUGUUGAAUCUGGACUGCCUACUGUAGAACCAUUGUCAGUGUUGGGAACCAUCCAUACAGUAUCAAUACAGCCAAAAUCACCUUUGAUGCCAACAAACUCCUUGCAACUUGUGUUUGUGUUCCCAUUCCCAAAUGCUUUAGCCUUCUAUCUCUUGUCCUUCUCUCCGCUCUCCUCUUUAAAGCAACUACAUCUGGAUCUCAUUUUUUUCCUGUUUCAAUUUAGCCAUGCAGAUUGGCCUAGCCAGGUUAACGUGAAUGUUGAAAGCUAUGGCCCUGGACAGGUUGAACUUCUCUGAAUGCCCGUUUUGUUUGGCCGCAUGCCCUGAACUAAAAGCUACGAAGAUGACUUGUAUCUCGAUGUUUGACCAGUGAACCUUUCUUGCGAUGGGUUGCAUCGGCCAGCCUGGAAUUGGGGCGUGAGUUAGAUGUGGAUUGUUUGUAGCACUGGGACUUGUUGACGUUGUGUUAAGAUGGAAAAAUCUGAUGUGGACCCUGUUGUUUGCCGGUGACAUUUGCCUCUCCCUUUAACUGAAAGCAUCUGUGUGAGAGCAUGUGGAGCUGAGGCACUAUAUGCUUAGCUGUGAUGGAUCAAGGGCCACUCAAUACCCACGGGCCAUGUGCCAGCAAGGAAUUAGCUCCUUGAGAGGCAGAGUGAUGAAACAGCUGGUGAUAGAGAACGUGGGCAAAGCGCUCAGAAUAGGCGACUGGAUUGUAAAGGGUGCGGGUAGACGGAGGAGGAUGUGUGGCACGGUGGCACAGCGGUAGAGUUGCUGCCUCACAGCGCCAGAGACCCGGGUUUGA
Messenger RNA from Amblyraja radiata (thorny skate), 1793 nucleotides. RefSeq names its product RAB8B, member RAS oncogene family (gene rab8b). Gene Ontology annotation, molecular function: GTP binding; GTPase activity. NCBI's taxonomy places the organism in Eukaryota, Metazoa, Chordata, Chondrichthyes, Rajiformes, Rajidae. The record is from RefSeq and is a predicted model, not a curated record. The transcript has 8 exons. Bases 51 to 674 code for a protein of 207 amino acids.